Fraxinus pennsylvanica is the source of this 552-nucleotide messenger RNA. The record is from the annotation of a GenBank genome assembly. NCBI's taxonomy places the organism in Eukaryota, Viridiplantae, Streptophyta, Magnoliopsida, Lamiales, Oleaceae.
AUGGAAGAACAAGAAGCUCCGCCACCACUACUGCCACCUCCUGCGCGGCCUACGAGCCCAACUUAUCUUUUCGCACCUAUUCAACCGACCCUUCUCCCAAACACGAAUUUGGAAAGCUUAAUGUCUUGUAAUUAUAAUCAAAAUCAUAUGUUGGAACAAUAUGCUGCCGCCGAAACAUCUGAUCAAAAUAUCGCCAAAUUUGCUGAUGAAGACAAUAUUAAGGAUAAAAGAAUAGGUGGAAGAGGCAGGAAUAGAAAAUCCACCAUUCCAAGAUUUGCCUUUCAAACCAAGAGUGAAGAAGAUAUACUUGAUGAUGGCUAUCGUUGGAGAAAAUAUGGCCAAAAAUCUGUCAAAAAUAGCAAGUUUCCAAGGAGCUACUACCGAUGCACACAUCUCACGUGCAGCGUGAAGAAACAAGUCCAACGGCUGACCAAGGACAGGAGCAUUGUUGUGACAACGUACGAAGGAAUCCACAACCAUCCAUGUGAGAAGCUGAUGGAAACUCUGAGUCCUCUUCUCAAACAAAUACAGCUCCUCACUAAUAGGUUCUAG